CGAUUUAUUUUUCGACUGUGGUUUUUUGGACUGUGCAGGCAACUUUUGGCUCGGGCCAAAGUCGGCUGGAAAAGCGAGAGGAGGGAGGAUGGAGAGAAAGCUUGACGUGCAUCUACCCGGCCGGCCGGCCAAUCGGAGGAGCGUCGAGGAGGGAAUAUCAGCCGUUGGGCUGCUGCUGAUUGGCGUUAGACUUGUUAUUUUGCAUUCGCCCAACCACAAGCGCGGUGCGUCGCCAGGCCAGCUACAUUGUACAUUGAUACUUGCAUUGAUACAUACUCUCCAGACUUGCGUGGCUAACUGAGUAGCGACUUUGCUAUAAUUGUAUACACGCACACACGUACAUUAUGUCGCUAAGUGUAAGGACAGGUAAUCAUAACCUCACCACCUCCAGCAGAGCCAUCCAUCCGUGGCCUAAUGCGGUGCCGGCCCCUUCGAGAGGGUGGUGGUGGUGGUGGCCAUGGCGACCUCAACUGAUGAAACACGAUCGGCCAGAGACGACAACAAACAACAAAAAGAAACGCCCAUGUGCGCGGGUGGUCGGACUGGGAUCGCCGUGCCCAGACUGUUUCCCACGCUUUGAUCGUCCUUCCCAGCCCUCCGUUAGCGAGCCCAAUACCGGAGCCAUGUUCACACAGGGAACAGCCCUCUUCUCUCUCAAACCACCCUCUGUGAAUCAUGACGACAGCCCCUCCGCCAUCCCCCAUCGUCUGCUUCGGCGCCGCCCUGCCCUUUCGGCAAAGCGCUCAAACCCGCCCGCCGGCUGUUCUCACCAAGCACGGCACGGCACAGCUGACGCAAGCACCGGACCACUGCCCACUCUCUACUCGUGCUUGCUUGACCCGCCGUGA
Periconia digitata is the source of this 848-nucleotide messenger RNA. The record is from the annotation of a GenBank genome assembly. Lineage: Eukaryota; Fungi; Ascomycota; Dothideomycetes; Pleosporales; Periconiaceae.